AUGUCCGCUAAAAAUGAAAAGGCACAUGCCGCAAGACUCAGACGUCGUAACGACACCCCUACCGGAACGGUCAAAACCAUUGGUAGCGGUAAGACUUCAGUCUGUAGCGCAACUGGGUACGACACCGCCAAAUUCAAGGGUGCGUGUCUCUGGAAUGGACUCAACCAAAAAAGCACCCCGCCGAGUGGCCGCUACGCAGGUUGGGUCAACGGCGCACACACAGGUAACUGCUGGAAAAAUCUUUGGAUAAAUGCUAAGGGUGCCCAGGGAAAGAAAUUUGCAAAGGUUAUCGAUGGAUGCAAGUUUGCCGACUACCUUGAUGUGGACACUGGGUGUGCGACUCUCUGGGUUACUGAGGCCACAUUUUAUGAACUUGGCGGGGUAGAGGGUCAAAAUGAGGUUGCCAUCAAAAACUGGGGAUUUUCCGACACUGCCCAAUAA
Molecule: messenger RNA, 441 nt
Organism: Puccinia triticina
Lineage: Eukaryota; Fungi; Basidiomycota; Pucciniomycetes; Pucciniales; Pucciniaceae
Exons: 7
Coding region: 1-441 (146 amino acids)
Source: RefSeq, a predicted model, not a curated record